Stylophora pistillata is the source of this 1777-nucleotide messenger RNA. Its product is annotated as complement component 1 Q subcomponent-binding protein, mitochondrial. Gene Ontology annotation, cellular component: mitochondrial matrix. NCBI's taxonomy places the organism in Eukaryota, Metazoa, Cnidaria, Anthozoa, Scleractinia, Pocilloporidae. Gene Ontology annotation, biological process: cytosolic ribosome assembly. The record is from RefSeq and is a predicted model, not a curated record.
AACUUUUACGUAUGCUGUAAUCUUCUGAAUGAGGGAAGAAAAAGACGGCGUCAUCGUAAAACUCUAUAUCCGUCAAAUGUUGAGUGCAUUUCGAAAUAAAAAAAUUCUGUUCUUCGCAUUUCUGGUAUUAUGCCAUUGUUACACAUUUCUCUUGAUGUUGGGUCGUUGGGAUUAUUGGCAUUUUUCCGUCCACAGCCCGAGCCCCUCCCAACGAGAGCAAGCUAGUUCCCACCUUUAUUUCUACCAAGCGUUUCCUGUGAAGGCUCGGCCAUACAGCCAAACUAUGUUGCCGAGCCUUUUAGAAACUUCGCCGGUGUCAAUCUUCCUCGGCUCUUCGUUCUCGUUUUCAAUAAAAAAAAGUACAUUUUGCUGCCCUGUUAAGAUGUCGACUGUUAGAGGACUAGCUAGACUGUUCAUUGCAAGGUCCACACGGCUACUUGCGGGUAGGAAUGUAGCGAAUAGCUCCCCAGUCUCCUGUAGAUCCAGGUCUAUAUUUGCAGCAACUACACGUGGUGCUUCUCAGAAACCAAGAAUCCUUCCUGUUUCCUGUGCUUGCUCGCAAGUUUGCGUUUGUCAAAUGCACAAACACACACAAGCUGACAGUGAUAUAAUCAAAUUCCUGAAAGGUGAGAUACAGAGUGAGAGAGAUGCCGCCCCAAAGGUUCCAAUUUCAGACUUGUUCAAGGCUGAAGUAAAUGGAACACAAGUUAAAUUAGAGAGGGAACACAAUGCAGAAAGGAUUGUAGUGUCAUUUGACAUCAAUGAAAACACAAACAACGAUGAAGCAAGUUUCAGUGGCUCAGAUGAUGAAGGUGAAGUGGCUGGAAAGAUUGUUUCAUACCCUUUGUUUACUGUGGAAAUCAUAAAGAAAGCCGGUAAAACACUACAGUUCUACUGUGAGUUUAACACCCAACUUGAAGAUGAACACUCUGGAGAAGACGAGGGUCCUCACUUGUUCUAUAUUGUCAAUAUUGCUGUCUCAGAUGGUACCAACAAAGGAAAGACUUUUUAUUGUGCAGAAACAGAAAACAUGGAUGAAGACUUAUAUGGCAUGCUACUUAAGAUGUUAGCUGAAAGAGGAAUUGACAACCACUUUGCUGCAUGGCUACGUGACUAUAGCACAGCUAUGGAACAACAACAUUAUAUAAAGUUUCUUGAAGAUUUGCAAGGAUUUGUCAAACUUCAGUAAUAAGAGCCAGAAACAGGUUUAAAAUGAAAGAUUCCCUCAAAGACUUCUCCUGCUUAAAGACCCUUUGUUAAGUGUAGUAAAACCAGUCACAGUCAGGCUGUGUGCCACUGUUAUUAAGAGAUGCUGAGAAUUGGAUGAUUUCAACCUUACAAGUACAUCAGCAGGACAUGUUGGGGAAAAGCAGCCAUGCUACAGAUUGCAAAACAACAAUUCUAGAAAUUCUAACUAUUGCGGUUGAUGGCACUUAGUAACAUGUUGGCUUUUUCAUAUGGAACACUAUUUAAAAAGAAAUUCAGCAGUGCAUUUAGUAUGCUAAUGUAGGUGUUGUUUAUUGGACAACUGUACCUUUCUGUCACUUUAGAAGUGUUAAAAGACAUGAAAAUAACAGCUCAAAAGAAAGAAACAGUUCUUCUCUUUCUUAAGAAGGCAUUAUCAUGACAUUUUGAAUGAAGUUGCAGUGCAAAGUUUCUUUAUUUAAUACAGUCAAGUGACAUUGCAAUCCAGUUUAUGUCUACGAACCUCCAUCUUUAAAACUUGGUAGCUUUUAUUUUUGUUACAGUCAAAAUAAAAGUUCCUUUCAGCUCCUUU